Triticum aestivum (bread wheat) is the source of this 601-nucleotide messenger RNA. RefSeq lists its product as uncharacterized. NCBI's taxonomy places the organism in Eukaryota, Viridiplantae, Streptophyta, Magnoliopsida, Poales, Poaceae. The transcript has 3 exons. Bases 21 to 452 code for a protein of 143 amino acids. The record is from RefSeq and is a predicted model, not a curated record.
GCAUAUAUGAUUCAUUCAUAAUGGCUGUUCCUCGGCAGGAGAGAGUGUGCAGACUAUGUAAAUACCCGAUACAAAUAUGUGCUCGUGGUCUUCCGUUCUCCAAAUUUUCGAUCAGAGUACCGAGACAAUUCAGAUGCACGAUGGUGAUACCUUGCACUCUAGGAGAAAGGUUGACUCGAUUUUGGAGAAGUGAGUUGAAAUUGCAGAUAGAGCCAACAUAUGAAUGGUACGAGUUUGAUGUUCUACAGCGUGGAUCGAAAUACAUCCUCACCGGAGAAUGGGAGAUGUUUGCUAGUAUAUACAAAAUCAACAAGGGCGACACGCUGCAUUUGAACGGUUGUUCACUUGUGCACGAACACCUGGUUUUUGGCCAUUUACGUCGACUGUCAGGCGAUAUCGCAGUGCCAAGAUGUACAAUAGAUGAGUACGAGGCGGAACAACGAAUUGUGUAGGAUGGAGUUAUCUACACAUCAAAAUCGAUGCCCCCUCGUGGAUGUUAGUUAAUUAUCGAGUAUGGUUUAGGGUGUACCUGAACAUGGGGCUAGUUUGUAAUAAAAAAAGAGUUGUUAGCAGUUGAAUUAGGGAGUUUGUUAUUUUUUAA